Molecule: messenger RNA, 2210 nt
Organism: Mercurialis annua (annual mercury)
Lineage: Eukaryota; Viridiplantae; Streptophyta; Magnoliopsida; Malpighiales; Euphorbiaceae
Product: serine/threonine-protein phosphatase 7 long form homolog
Exons: 7
Coding region: 302-2140 (612 amino acids)
Biological process (GO): meristem development; meristem maintenance
Source: RefSeq, a predicted model, not a curated record
UUAUGAUUCCCGCAUGGGAAUCAGACUAAAUGUAUCCGCAAGUAUGACUUGCGGAUACAUUUAGCUAUAUAAGCAGCCCGGGUGUGCAUUUUCAGCACACCCGGAUGCCACACCCAUCUUAUUUAUUUUUUUUUUUUAAAAACCUUUUUAAUUUUUUGAUUUAAAUUUACAAUUCUAUAAUUUACAAAUAUCGGAGCUAGGAAUUAACAACGUAUCGGAGCUAGGCGUUAACGACGGACAGCGUAUCGGAGCUAGGCGUUAAUAACGGAUAGUGUAUUAUUGCUUGUGGACUACAAGAGCAAUGGCUGCCCCCGGUGGUCACUACCAGCCUGAGUACUUUCAGCCUGGACCUUUAAAUGACGAACUUCUGACUCAACAAUACAAUCACAUAUCGUCUUACACUUGGGAUCACCCUGAGGACGUAAGUGUCCUAGGUUCGCGGACAAGUCACGGGUUGCCCUCCUUUGGUUCGAUAGAUUCACGCAUCCAGGAAGGAGUCCGCCGGACAGGGCUCUCUGGUUUCAUCAGGAUGCGACAAUAUCGGCUCGACAUGUCCAUUAUCACAGCAUUAGUGGAGAGGUGGAGGCCUGAGACGCAUACAUUCAUGUUUCCAGAUGGGGAGUGCACGAUCACUUUGCAGGAUAUUGCAAUCCUUACUGGACUCCCCAUUGAUGGGACGGCUGUGACUGGAGACAGGGUGGACGACUGGCAGGAUAGGGGUGUUGCCCUGUUAGGGAGACCGUUAGAGCUUUCUCAGUCAGAGGGUACAUCUUGGGUUGGGUCCAGGUGGCUGUAUAGUGAGUUCCGCGAGUUUACUAGUUUACCGGCCUAUGCUACACCUGAACAUGUUGAAUGGGCGGUUAGGGCGUACCUAUGGGCUGCUCUACAGACUUUGUGCUUCCCAGACCUGAACAGUGGUCAUUUGGGUUUGAGAAUUUUACCCCUUUUAGCAAAUUUACAUGAUUUACGGACUAUCAGCUGGGGAUCUGCAGUUUUGGCCCAUUUAUACCACGAGAUGUGCAUUACCACACGGAUGCACAAACGCCGACGUAACAUAGGAGGUCCUCUGUGGAUUGUACAGCUAUGGGCGUUCGAGCGACUGAGGCCACUUCGACCCCAACUGCUGACCCCAAUAAUAGCAGAGGAUCUACCUUUGGGUGACAGGUGGGGCGGGCGUAGGGAUCGUCGGGCAGUCCCGAGGCACAGCAUCCAUGCCGUGAGAUUAAUUUUGGAUGGCCUGCGAUACGAGGAUAUCCACUGGCAGCCAUAUUCUGACGAUAUUCUCAGCUCGAUCCCUCGAGAGUACCUCGAUGGGGCACAUCUCUGGCGUGCGCGAGUCCCACUCAUUUACUAUAACAUUGUGGAGUGGCACCAGCCAGACAGGGUGCUUCAGCAGUUCGGCCUAGUUCAGCCUAUUCCGUUGCCCCCCUUGCAGACUGAGGAGCUUCACAACGUCCGCUACCGGGGUUCCUCGAGCUUCACAUAUGAGAUGGACUACUGGGUGCAACUUUGGAACAAUAGAAACGCGUUUGUAGUUCAGGGCCGGCAGCUUCAGCACCCACCCCAUUACCAUUCCCAGUACAUGGACUGGUAUAGGCGUCGAUGCCGGAGAUGGAUUACACUUCAGGGUGCAGAGGCUGGCACUAGUCGCGAUUUGCAGGAGAGAACCCAUGUUACGGGGGAGGCCAGUUCGAGUGCCGCUCGCAGGAUUAGGUUUGGUGCACGAAGUUCUCAGCUUGCUACCAUGGAGGAUCGCAGGGACGUCACACUUCCCCCUCCUGAGCCAGCCGACCAACCAUACCAGCUGCCUCCGCUCCCUCCCUGUCAGGUCGAUUUAAGCUCUAUUAGAGGACGGCGUCGACAGCCACGCAGAAUGCCUCCACAGCCCCGUCCAGAGCAUGUGUACCCUAUCCCAGAGCCAUUAUUUUUUCACACGGAGGUGGCGGGUACCUCAGACAUACCGCAGCCGGACUACUGGGAAAGACAACAUUACGGGUCAACCUCCGGGGCGACACCCCAAGCAUCAUAUCCACAGUUUCAGGUCCCGCCUGCGUCGAUGCCGUAUGUUGACUCAUUUUUUGGAGAUACGACCUUUACGACCACUCAGGAUCGACCAGGGCCAUCUGAGUCACAGGUUUGAGUUACUUUAUUAUUAUUGUAGUUAAUUUAUAAUUUACAUUUUUAGUUUACAAUUUAAUAAGUUACGUUGU